CAGCAUCCGCGGAGGAGGAGAAGAGCCGAGCGCAUCUCAAAGUUUUCGGCUGCAGCUGUUUGGACACGACGGACACGCGGGACAGUGUCUUUACGUGCAUGCAGGUGUGUCAUCCGGCUGCCAGGCUCUGUCUGGUGCACUGAGCGCCCUGGAGACACCGGCUGAUGAAGUAGCAGAUAGAAAACCUUUGAACUGAAAGUGACAGAAACAGAGACACCCAGAGUGGCGAUUCAAUAGGAGCUGCAGCCUGGAACAUCUGGUGAUACAAUAUCUGAUGGCCUCCCUUUGCCAUAUCUGCUGAAGACUACUGAAAACUAAACAUCGAUUAUGUGUCCAGUCAACUGACACUUUCAUUCUCGACUGACAACUUAACACACCUCCCAGACACUAAAUCACCCUCCCAGAACUCUCUCCCUCAUUUUCUACCUCGUGUUAUGUCUCCCCUUGUCAAGGAGGGUGGUUUUUGAAGAGCUCAUCCCAAAGGGGAAUGGUAAAGGGGACUUAUUUAAACACUUGACAGCUUUGACCCACUUAUCAACUAGCCACGCAAAGGGGAAAACUUUGCAUUUAGCAGGAAACAACAGCAAAGUGAUGCACUGCUUUAUAUUCAGGGCCAUCAAUCCACUGACCUCCUGAUCUAAUUAACGACACACAGACACAUCAACUCAAAGCAACAAACACACACCUGGUGUUGCUGCCUCUGCAGAUACUUUAAAUAGUAUUUUACUUGAUUGUGUGUCUAGUUCAGUAACACAAGACAGAUUGUGCACACAUCUACACACAAACACAUUCAUGUGUGCAGGUGUACAUGACCAGGUGAUAAAAAUCCAUCUGCACACAAUUUUCUCCCCAUAAAGAACCGUGACCUUGACUGUGAUCAGACAAGCAUUAACAAGAAGUGCUGUCAUGUCCUGUCUGCUCUGAUUGAAAGUGAGAAUUAGAGCUGAUGUGGCACGGCGGCCCUGAUAAAUACUCUAAAACAGUGAUUGCCUGAGGGUCAGUUCCUUAAAUAGGAAGCGGUGGAGCUUCAUUAGACUGUUUAGUUUGUUUCUCAAAAUGUGUGACGCUAAAAAGUAGUCCUUGGUUGUUGGGAAGUGUGUGUAUGUUUAUCUUUAUCUGUCACAUUGUCAGAGAUAAUUAGGGCUAGACCUGUACGGGUCAUGUCACUUUGACUGACCUCAAUUUGACAAAAUAAAUCGGCCAGCAGAGGAGCAUGUAUAUAACAAGACACACAACAACAUAGACACAUAAAGCUUAUGUCUAAACAUGAUAUAAGCCAGCUCCAGUACUCUGAGUUUUUUUGUCUUUUACCUCAUAAACAGGGGAUAUAUAGCUGCUAAGCUUCCUUCCUCUUUAGCUUCUUAGCCAACUACCCAGUUUCCAGUUUGGCCUUUUCCUGUGCAGGGCCCCUCAUGAACACCUUCCCAUCAUUCUCCACACCUCCUCCCAACACACCAACAAUCCAGUCAGUGUGUAAGCCCUGCCUACGGGCCCCGUGGAGGAUGAAUGAUGUGCCCACACUUGACUACGAGUUGCUGCUGUCCCCGGCCAGCUCCUCCCUCACCGGCAGUCCUGGCGGUGGCAGCAGCAGCAGCCCCCCUCUGGCUUUGGUUGGGAUGGACACUGAGCAGCGCACUGCCUUGGCCUUCGUAGGCCUCCUCAUGCUCUUCCUGAUCUUCCUGCUGGUCAGGUGCUUCAGGAUCCUGCUGGACCCCUACAGCCGCAUGCCUGCAUCAUCCUGGACUGACCACAAGGAGGGGCUGGAGAGGGGUCAGUUUGAUUAUGCACUAGUGUAGACGUUUGUCAAGGGGGCAUGGAAAACAGAACAUUAUUAAAUUGCACACACAAAUAGAAUCUUUUAAGCAUAAUUUAAUUUAGAUGGACAGUAACAACUUAAUAUUGUGACUGCACUCUGACUCGGACUUUACUGGCUACUGGUGUGUAUUGCAGUCGUGUAGUGGUGUGUAAAUAUGUGAGGCUGCAAGACCCUUUGUAACUAGAACAAAUGUGUUUUGAGGCACAAUGACCACCAGAAACCCAGACAGCCAAACACUCAUCCAGGUGUUAGAUUGCAAAGGACUGACAUAACUGAUUAAGCUGCCUUAACCUGACCUACUGUACUAGUCUAACAUGCUACCACAUCCAAACACCCCAUUAGGGUUUUUGUCAGUACAUA
Sphaeramia orbicularis (orbiculate cardinalfish) is the source of this 2176-nucleotide messenger RNA. RefSeq names its product cortexin 1 (gene ctxn1). The coding region runs from base 1413 to 1796 and encodes 127 amino acids. Lineage: Eukaryota; Metazoa; Chordata; Actinopteri; Kurtiformes; Apogonidae. The record is from RefSeq and is a predicted model, not a curated record. The transcript has 3 exons.